Molecule: messenger RNA, 2646 nt
Organism: Calidris pugnax (ruff)
Lineage: Eukaryota; Metazoa; Chordata; Aves; Charadriiformes; Scolopacidae
Gene: ICAM1
Product: intercellular adhesion molecule 1
Exons: 7
Coding region: 356-2008 (550 amino acids)
Biological process (GO): cell-cell adhesion
Cellular component (GO): membrane
Molecular function (GO): integrin binding
Source: RefSeq, a predicted model, not a curated record
CUGAACCGACCGAUCCCGGAGACCCCGACCGGACUUUCCCCGGUGCUCCCGGGGAUCCUGAACCGACCGAUCCCGGAGACCCCGAACGGACUUUCCCCGGUGCUCCCGAGGAGCCUGAACCGACCGAUCCCGGAGAUCCCGACCGGACCGAUCCCGGUGCUCCCGGGGAUCCUGAACCGACCAAUCCCGGACUUUCCCCGGUGCUCCCGGAGAACAGGACCGGACCAAUCCCGGUGCUCCCGGGGAGAACCGACCAAUCCCGGAGCCCCCAAUCGGACUUUCCCCGGUGCUCCCGGCGGCCUGACCCCCCCCACAAAGCCCCGGUGCCGGUACCGGUGCCCACCCCCGUCGCACCAUGAAGCCCCCGGUGCUGCCGUUGGUCCUGUGCGUCCUGGGUGUCAUCGCAGGGCAAUUGGAUGCCUCCUUUGAGGUGUGGAUGGAGCCAAAGGAGCCGCUGGUGGAAUACGGGGGCUCGUUGAGGUUGAAGCUGAAGACGACGUGCGAGGCCCCCGAUGCAAGCGGCAACAUUGAGACGUCGCUUCGGAAGAUGUUGGGGCCAUCAGGGCCGAAGGAGACGGUGGUGGAUCUCCUCAACGUCACCGAGUGGAACUCCAGCGUCCAAGGCUUCUACAACUGCUACCAGGAUAGGAUAGUGGUGACCACCAAACUCACCGUCUACCGAGCUCCAGAGCUGGUGGUGCUGGAGCCGGUGCCGGCGUUGGAGGUGGGGAAGAGCCAGGAGGUGAAGUGCCGCGUGACCGGCGCGGCGCCGGUGAGGAAGCUGGUGGUGACCCUGCGGCGGGGCGAUGAGACGUUGAGCACCAAGACCUUCCCCGAGCACAAGGGGGACAAGCCGGAGGUGGUGUUGGUGACCCACCAACUGACGGCACAGCGCCGGGACCACGGGCACAACAUCACUUGCCAAGCACUACUGGACCUGGCACACCACGACCCACGCCUCAACGUCACCUCUGAGCCCCAGAUGUUGACCGUCUACGAAUUCCCAGAGGACCCCGAGAUGGAGCCUGACAUCUACCUGGAGGUCGGCGAGAAGGUGAAGGCCACUUGCGCCGUCGGCGACGUCUUCCCGGCGCCGCUCUUCAAGCUGGACCUUGCCAACCAGACCCUACCGCUCUCCAUCAGCCAGGAUGGCCACCGGGCCACCGCCGAGGUGGCCCAGAGCCAGCCAGGAGACUUGAGGUUGGUUUGCACCGUGAGUGUGGGACCGGUGGAACGGAGGAAGGAGGCGACCGUCCACGUCUACCGUUUCCCCUCGCCGCUGUUGAACCUCAGCACCCCCAGCUUGGCAGUGGGCACGGAGGUGGAGGGGCUCUGCCAUUUGCCACCCGGCCAUUCCACCGAGCUCCGGCUGCGGAUCCGCGUCGGCCACCGCGUCCUGGUGCCCUGGGGACCAUCCCCACUGUCCUUCAACCUCACGGCGCAGGAGGAACAUCAUGGAAAGGAGUUGAGCUGUGAUGCCCAACUAUUGGACGGUAGCAAAGCACCAAGGAAGACCAAGACCAUCCGGCUCAACAUCACCGCCGGACCCCGGAUGGACAAUGAGAGCUGCCCCCCCAGCCAGAACUGGACAGAGGGGCAGGAGGAGACCCUGAAAUGCAGGGCACAGGGCAACCCCCCACCCCACAUGGAGUGUGCCAAAAACGGGGAGUCCUUCCCCGUUGGGGUCCCGCACCCCGUCACCCGCACCCACGCCGGCACCUACCGCUGCAGGGCCACCAACCCGCUGGGGACAGCCGUCCGGACCAUCACCAUCUUCGUGCACUACCACGACCCUGACCUGCUGCUCCUGGUGGUGCUACCACUGGUGGUGGUGGCCGCGUUGGUGGCCGCGGGGGUGGCCUACGGCAUCUACUACCGCAAGAAGAAAAUCCGGGAAUACCGGCUGCAGCAACGGCAGAAGCAGCUACAGAUGAAGUCGCCGCGGCCACCGGGAUCCUCGGAGGAAACGGCCGCGCUCAACGGUUCGGCGUUGGAGGGUCAACCAUAACUGGGACGGGACGGUGGAGGGACCACGGGCAAGUUGUCCCGGCUGCUGGCUCCCUCCUACUGGUGUGACGGUGACACGGGGGACCGCGGUGGGAUGGUGGAGGCUACGGUGAGGCAAUGCCACCGCUGUCACCGCAGGAAGGUGAUGGCUCCUGGAUGGGGACAUGCCAUGUUGGCACGCGGUUGGGAUGCCGGAGGGGCAUCCAGCCUCAACGUAGUGGAGAAGCUCCUUUUCUCUCCAAACUUCAUCCCUUGGGAGACUCCAAGCUGGUGACACCGGAGCCGGGGGAGCUUGUUGCCCCAGAGGGGGCUGAAUCCCAGGAUUUUGGUGCCCAGGUGGCAUCGGCACCGGUUGGGCGAGGAGGGAGAUGCAGCCGCCGGAGAGACUGGAAGACGCCGUGGCGACUGGAACGCGACGGGUUGCACCAAUAAAGGCUGUCGACGGCAUCGCCGGGGGGUUUGGUUGGGGUUGGGGGCAACCAAAUCGCCGGGGAGGUUGGUUGCCAGUAGAUGGGGUCAUAGAAUCACAGAACCUUCUAGGUUGGAAGGGACCUUCAAGAUCAUCUUGUCCAACCAUCAACCUAAUUUUGACCAAAAUAAAGCCCCACGCAACGAACAAAAAGCAACACCAUCACCAAA